AUGAGCUACUCUAAUUCCCACAGUAGUUUGGGUUCGCGGUAUUCCCCGACCAGCCAGUAUGAACCGCGCGGUCUGGUUGCUCGUGCAGGCAACGCGGCCUAUUCUUACGUCCGUGACUCGAAGAACCAGACCGGUGCUGGUUUUGGAUAUGGACGUUAUCCCACUUUGUCCUGGCAAAAGGCGAAAUCGCUCCUCCGAGCAUCAUUCUGUGUUGCAAACUUCCUAGCUGUGCUAUGGAUACUUACCUUGUGGUGGGGCGAAAGGACGGUUUUUCGAGACCAGAUUUCACAAUGCUACUGGGAUUCUUGGGAGAAAUGGCCUGCCGGGGCAACACCCCAUCAUGUCGUAUUCAUCGCCGAUCCGCAACUCGUUGACCCUCAUACGUACCCAGGCCGUCCCUGGCCGCUAUCAACGCUUACCGUCAAGUUUACAGACCAGUACCUACGUCGAUCUUUCUCCCUCAUUGAAGGAUAUCUCAACCCGGACUCUGUUUUAUUCCUGGGCGACCUAUUCGACGGCGGUCGGGAGUGGUCAACACUUACGAGUGAGUCUCCAGAGGAGCAAUAUCGGAAAUACGGAGACAGUUUUUGGUUAAAAGAGUAUAAUCGGUUUUCUCGCAUAUUUUUCGACCAAUGGAAUAAAGGCGGUGUUCCAGCAACUGGGGAGCGUCGAGGUCGCAAGAUGAUUGCAAGUUUACCUGGAAACCACGACCUCGGCUUCGGAAGUGGUGUGCAACUUCCUGUUCGGCGACGCUUUCAAGGAUACUUUGGCCGUGGUAACCGCGUUGAUAUCAUAGGCAAUCACACCUUUGUUUCUGUGGAUGGCGUUUCUCUUUCGGCGAUGGAUCAGCCCGAUCCUGAGACUGGCAGUACUGGAAAUGGAGCUGGCGAUGGUCAUCAGCCGAAUCAAGCAAUUUGGGGUCCAACACAGCAAUGGCUCAAGGGUGUCAAAGAUUUGAAGGCUCGUCUGGAAACAGAAGAGCUUCGGUCUCUACGGAAUCAGACUGAAGGUUUCAAACUCAUUCAGGGUCUUUAUGACACCUCAACAGAUACCGUUCUUCAAAGAGCUCCUAUUGAAUCGCAGGGAUUCCCAACUAUCUUGCUCACCCACGUACCACUGUUUCGAAAGACUGCAACGCCAUGCGGUCCUUUACGUGAACGUUAUCCACCCUCUUCUGUAGAUCCUCUGCCCGAAGAAGACGAGGACAAUGCACUGAAAAUUUCUGGUGGUUAUCAGUAUCAGAACGUUCUGACACCGACCAUCUCAAAUGAAAUCAUGUCAAAAAUCGGUCCUGAAGUCUCUCAUAUCUAUUCCGGAGACGAUCACGACUAUUGUGAGGUUACUCAUCGGGAAUUCAGUGGAUCACCAGUGGAGAUCACCGUCAAAAGUUUAUCAUGGGCAAUGGGAGUACGACGUCCAGGGUUCCUGAUGACCACGCUCUGGAACCCGAUUGACCCGAAUACCGGGAAAGCUCUCGAGGAGACGUCGCAGCCAACGAUUCAAAACCAUUUGUGUCUUCUUCCAGACCAGUUGUCAAUCUUUAUAUAUUACGGCAUGAUCUUUUUCGUUACGAUCGUCAUCCUCGUCAUCCGAGCCAUGGCAGUUACGUUUAUGUCAUUUGGCAAAGCCUCGGAUUACGAGCCCACGUUACCAAUCAGCGAACUUCCAGCUCAUUCCCGUACGUCUAGCCGUGCAUCAAACCCUCCAUGUAGCAGUGUCACCAGUGCAACAUUAGGGAAAGAGCCUCGACGAGCUAAUCGCUCAAAUUCCAUCUUAGCGGAAUCAACCUACCGCAUCGAUGAAGACGUACAAAAAAGCAGUCAACGCUACGAUGGCUGGAAAAAGGGCGCAAAUGACUGGGACGACGAUGAUAGAGGAACCGCCAAACUCUUGUCAUACAAUCGUCAAUCGGGCCGUGAAUGUGUUGGGCCCUCAUCCAGCACUGGUCGAUUUGCGGUUGAAUUGAAGAACAGCAUCAAGCAUGUUGCUAUUAUAGUCCUUACGUUUUAUGCUUGGUUACUGUUGAGGUGGUGA
Messenger RNA from Talaromyces amestolkiae, 2034 nucleotides. RefSeq lists its product as uncharacterized. The transcript is spliced from 2 exons. Gene Ontology annotation, cellular component: endoplasmic reticulum. The coding region runs from base 1 to 2034 and encodes 677 amino acids. Gene Ontology annotation, molecular function: hydrolase activity. The record is from RefSeq and is a predicted model, not a curated record. NCBI's taxonomy places the organism in Eukaryota, Fungi, Ascomycota, Eurotiomycetes, Eurotiales, Trichocomaceae. Gene Ontology annotation, biological process: GPI anchor biosynthetic process.